Molecule: messenger RNA, 636 nt
Organism: Desarmillaria tabescens
Lineage: Eukaryota; Fungi; Basidiomycota; Agaricomycetes; Agaricales; Physalacriaceae
Exons: 6
Coding region: 1-636 (211 amino acids)
Source: RefSeq, a predicted model, not a curated record
AUGCCUAUAUUUAGCUACAUUCAGUCGGCCGAUAGCUUUAUCAGUCUCGCUAAGAAAGGCUACGAGGCCUACAGUGAAUCACAAUCUGACGUCUCCAAGACCGGAGGACAAGAAUAUAAUACCCCUCAUCACUCAGGCCCACCUACUGGUAGCCCGUCAUUUGACGACGACGAGGUCGUGAGAACAGCAGAGAAACAUGGAUCGGCUGAUUCGUCUGUAUUUUCCUCCGCAUUGAGCUUUGUCAAGCAGAACGUUGGAGAGCACAACCAGCCCAUCGACGAGGAUCACGUCACCAAUGCUCACAAGAAGGCCUAUGAGGAAGGCUCUGCAAGCUCACUCAGCGCCAACUCUCUUGGCAGUGCAGCCGCUCUCCAGGCUCUCAAGAAGUUCACCUCUGGAGGCAGCUCCAGCGGCGGUUCCGGGUCUCAAACUGAGCUUAUCAGUCUCGCAAUGGCAGAAGCCACCAAACUAUUCGAAAAGUCUGGAGGUGCAGCUUCUGGGAACAAACAGGAUGCUGUGAAUGGUGCGGCUAUGACCGUCAUGAAGCUGUUCGUGCAAUCAAAGAUGGGCGGUUCGACUACCGGUGGAGCCAACUCUGGUGGUCUAUCGGGACUGCUCAGUCUUGUGAGUUCUUGA